AUGUUUAAAAGUUUACUAACAACAACAGCCUUUGUGCUAUGUGCAUACCGUAUUAAUUGUUCAAUACAUGGAUCUACAUCUAAUGAAAUACAAAUAGAUAAAACUAACACUAGUGAAAGAUCUGGAAGAUCACUGAAUAAAGAAUGUAAUAACAGUCUUAACGCAAAAUGUAUAAAGAUUCAUGUACUAUCAUUCUUGGAAAAUUUAAGUUCAAAAGAUGAGUUGACACUUCUGCCUGGAUUGAGUAUUGUGAAGGAGAACUACACUUCGAAUACAAGUCCUGAAGAAAUGGCUGCAGAAUUAUCCCGUCAGUUCCCUGGGAAACCAGAGGAGAAGUUGAAUAGAUUUCUUAUUUACCGUUUGCAAGAUUACUUGGAUGGUCACUCUUUAAGGUACAAGUUAUUGGAUCCGAAGACAUCGCAGGAGGCCUUGGAAAUGGCUAACGGCGACGGGGAAUCAGUGGGAAGGAAAGGAGGUGGAGGAGGUUUAGGAGGUGGCGGCAAAGGAGGUGGCGGUGGCGCUUUGCUCGCUGCUGCAUUGAUGAUGAAAGGUGCUUUAGGCGCAGCAGCAUUGGGUGCACUGGCGUUGUUAGCUGGGAAGGCGCUUAUGACAGCAUUAAUGUCAUUACUUUUAUCAGCAUUAGUGGGAUUGAAAGGUGGUGGUGGUCACAAGUCUACCACUUAUGAGAUCAUCACCAAACCAGAAGUAUCCCACCACCAUUCACAUAGCCAUGAAGAACACCAUGAGCACGAACAUGGACAUCAUGGUGGUUACAGACGAGCUUAUGACGCUGAUUACAAUAGUUACAUGCCUUAUGAUAAUGUAAGUUAA
This is a messenger RNA of Papilio machaon (common yellow swallowtail), 831 nucleotides long. RefSeq lists its product as uncharacterized. The transcript has 2 exons. The coding region runs from base 1 to 831 and encodes 276 amino acids. The record is from RefSeq and is a predicted model, not a curated record. Lineage: Eukaryota; Metazoa; Arthropoda; Insecta; Lepidoptera; Papilionidae.